Gavialis gangeticus (Gharial) is the source of this 477-nucleotide messenger RNA. RefSeq names its product small integral membrane protein 10-like protein 2A. Bases 207 to 413 code for a protein of 68 amino acids. NCBI's taxonomy places the organism in Eukaryota, Metazoa, Chordata, Crocodylia, Gavialidae. The record is from RefSeq and is a predicted model, not a curated record. The transcript has 2 exons.
CGCAUUGCCCAUGCGCGGUGGGGCGUUGCGCGUUUAGGGUGCGUCAUCGCGGUGCGUAAGCAUUACGUAACCCUGUUGUGACGUCGCCGGGCUUGAGGGCUCCCGUUGUUCUCCCCUGUCGCUCCGCAGCCUGCGCCUGGCUGUCGCGGGGUGGCUCGUUGCGGGGCCGGCGCGGCGCGGGGUGCGGAGGAGCGGGCGCGGGGUUUAUGGCGGCGGCACUGUCCGCCCUGGCUGCCAGGCUGUCGCAGUCGGCCGCCGCCAGGUCCUACGGCGUGUUCUGCAAGGGGCUGACCCGGACCCUGCUCAUCUUCUUUGACCUGGCCUGGAAGCUCCGCAUCAACUUCCCCUACCUCUACAUCGUGGCCUCUAUGAUGCUCAACGUGCGGCUGCAGGUUCAUAUUGAGAUACACUGACUUGUGACUUGGUGUGCUUCUUAUGCUUCAAGGAUAGUUAAUCAAAUCUUGUAUUCCUGUUUCA